ACGCGCGGGCGGAGGGGCGGUCAGGCCCGCUGAGGGCCCGGGGUUUGGUCGUUGCUUCUCUCGACCUCGCAGCCGCCCGAUGGGGGACGAGCAGGCUGGGGGUCGCAGGGCUUUGCGGUUGUGGGCCCAUGUCCGGAGCCAGCUCCGGUCUCAGCCGCGACCCCCGACUGAAAUCCCCGGGCCUCGGACGCGACCUUAGUCCCAGCUCCAGGCCAUAUUACGCCUGAAGGGCCCUUAGAUUUAUCUGAAAAAUGGGACUAGUGAGCCCCUACUUCACUGGGUUGUGGUAAAGAUUCUGAUGUUUGUAAAACGGUUUGGCAUGAGAAAUAAUCGAAGGUACCAAUAUUUUACUCUGCAUCAGGCGCUGGACUAAGUACUUCAACUCACUGAGUUUUGACAGCAACCUUAUGAGGUUGAUGCUUUUAUAAACCCUCUUUAUAGAUGAGAGAAGUGAGGCUCAGAGAGAAAUGCUUUGCCGAAAGUCAAAACGCUAGCAAGCAGAGUCAGGAUCCAAGCCCAAGCACUAUGCCCUAAGCCAGUGGGGGUUUAUGAUGACUUCUGACACCAAGGACUAGAGAUUUCUAUACAUUCAUGCUGUAGCCCUACCUGUGCCAGUCACUGGGGUGGUAGAACCCCAUUAGAGCUCCGGCUCCUGUAAAUGGGGUACCCUGCAAACACUUCCCAAUGUCAUUUCAUUCACAGCAACCCCAGAAAGUCCUGUCACCGUCAUAUACUCUUUACAGAAAACAGACGGUGGCAGUCAAGGACAGAGCCAGGAGAGCAGGGAGGCGGUAGCUGUGCUGGUCCAGAUCAGCCGUGUUGAGGGCGAGGACCGGUAGGCAGCUGCCAAGAUGGGUGAAAGGAAAGGCGUAAACAAGUACUACCCUCCGGAUUUCAAUCCUGAAAAGCAUGGCUCCCUCAACCGAUACCACAACAGCCACCCGCUCCGGGAGCGGGCUCGGAAGCUGUCACAGGGCAUCCUCAUCAUCAGGUUUGAGAUGCCGUAUAACAUCUGGUGUGACGGCUGCAAGAACCACAUCGGCAUGGGUGUUCGCUACAAUGCAGAAAAGAAGAAGGUUGGCAAUUAUUACACGACCCCAAUCUACAGGUUCCGGAUGAAAUGCCACCUCUGCGUCAACUACAUCGAGAUGCAGACGGACCCCGCCAACUGUGACUACGUGAUCGUGAGCGGCGCCCAGCGCAAGGAGGAGCGCUGGGACAUGGCGGACAACGAGCAGGUGCUGACGACAGAGCACGAGAAGAAGCAGAAGCUGGAGACAGACGCCAUGUUCCGCCUGGAGCACGGCGAGGCCGACCGGAGUACACUCAAGAAGGCCCUCCCCACCCUGAGCCACAUCCAGGAGGCCCAGAGCGCCUGGAAGGAUGACUUCGCGCUCAACAGCAUGCUGCGGAAGAGGUUCCGGGAAAAGAAAAAAGCCAUGCAGGAGGAGGAAGAGAGGGACCAGGCGCUGCAGGCUAAGGCGAGCCUGGCCAUCCCACUGGUGCCCGAGACGGAGGACGACCGCAGGCUGGCUGCCCUGCUCAAGUUCCACACCCUGGACUCCUACGAGGACAAGCAGAAACUCAAGCGGACAGAGAUCAUCAGCCGCUCCUGGUUCCCCACUGCCCCGGGCCCCGCCACCAGCAGCAACAAAGCCGGCCACGUCCUGAAGAAGCUGGCCCAGAACCGCAGAUCUGCACCGGCCUGCACCCCUGUCACUGUAGGGGACCUGGGCAUCGUGCGGCGGCGGUCCCGGGAGGUUUCAGAGAGCCCCCAGCAUGCAGCGGAGACCCCCAAGUCUGGGGAGCCACUGGUGCCAGAUGGGCCCACGUCCCCCCGAGACUGCUCUCCAGAGACAGCUGAGACCCCCAAGAGCAGGGGGCCUCUGGGGCAGGAGGGGAAGUGUCAGGACAGGCCCCAGUCCCCACCAGGCUCCUCUCAGGAGGCGGCCACCCCCCAGGACACGCCACACCUGUGCACCCUCAGCUCCUCUCUUGUGGCUGAUUACUCCGACUCAGAGAGCGAGUGAGCAGUUCUGGAGACCGGACCUGCUCCAGAGGCAGCCACUCACCCAGGAGGCCCUUCAGACUGCAGCCCUGCUUGCCCACCAGCCCUUGGAGAGCUCAGACGUGCCCCUCCCCAGACCUCGCCUUCAGCCUUCCACAGUGGGGAAGUUAUUUAUUUGCUCCUGGAGAGGGUGUUUGUGCCUUGUGGGGCAACAUCCCAGCAUUAAAGCCCUGCUUCUUUGUCCCUGCCUCAGGUUGCUAGACGGGCCCUGGGGCAGUCUUCCCCCACCCCACCCAACUGAGCUUCCCCGGACUCUCACCAGCCAUGUGAUGCUGCAGCCACAGUGUGGGCCCGGCCACGGUCCCCCAUGGCAUGUCAAGGGUGUCAAGGUGGUGGCUCAGGCGGGUCUGCAAUCAGAGCAGACUUCCCAGAGGUGGCAGCCUGGGCUGAGUGUGAAGGGUAGAAAGGGAACCAGGCUCCAGGAGCCCCAUGGGGAAGGCAGGGGCUGGGAACACAGGCGGUGCCUGAAGCAGCCAGGCCUGGAGUAUGCAGGUGUGGGGUUUCAUCAUCACCAACCCGAGGGGAUGCCUUGGAAGGUCCUGAAAGCGCCCCCCCCCCUUUCCCUACCGUGAUGCAUCUUUUGAAGGGAACUGGUGAACUGAGCAGAAAAUGGCCCGGAAACAGCAGGGCAUCCAGAGAUGCAGCCUACCCCCCUCCCUAAACCAUGGAAAAGGAAGAUCAGUUAACAGAUACCGAUGGGGUAUUUGCAGUGUGUGCGCCAGGCACUAACCUAGUCCCCGGGGAGACAGUGGUGAACCAGACAGACACAGGGCCCUCUUGGGGCUGAGGUUCCAGUCAGAUUCAUAUUUGGCCCUGUUCUUCCGGGGCGAUGGUGGCCCCAGUGGCCGUCCGCAGCCCACCAGCCUUUGCUCCCUGCCGGGAUGGGAAGAGAUCAGGGCAACAGUAAGACCCCUUAGUCCUUGCAAUUCCCCGAUUCGGGCCUUUCUCUACUUGAGACCACCUUCAGCACUCGCUCUGGCCAAGGUCAACCGCCUGAGUGUCCCCCUGGGGCUUGGGAUCAUGCUAUGAGGCCCUAAUUCUG
Messenger RNA from Ailuropoda melanoleuca (giant panda), 3110 nucleotides. It is a transcript of the gene YJU2B, whose product is annotated as YJU2 splicing factor homolog B. The transcript is spliced from 11 exons. The record is from RefSeq and is a predicted model, not a curated record. The coding region runs from base 852 to 2030 and encodes 392 amino acids. Gene Ontology annotation, cellular component: post-mRNA release spliceosomal complex; U2-type spliceosomal complex. Lineage: Eukaryota; Metazoa; Chordata; Mammalia; Carnivora; Ursidae. Gene Ontology annotation, biological process: mRNA splicing, via spliceosome.